Messenger RNA from Strongylus vulgaris, 417 nucleotides. Lineage: Eukaryota; Metazoa; Nematoda; Chromadorea; Rhabditida; Strongylidae. The record is from the annotation of a GenBank genome assembly.
CUGAAAGGAGUAAGGAAAACUCGGGUUGGAUAUGCAGGCGGAACGACUGUUAAUCCAACUUACAGAAAUAUAGGAGAUCAUACAGAGAAGAAAGUCGCUGAGCAAACUUAUGCUGAGGCAAAGAAGAAAUAUGGCAAUAUCGAGACUUACGUUGUUAAGCUGGACAAAUUCUAUCAAGCCGAAGAUUAUCAUCAAAAGUAUUGGCUGCGAAAUAGCCGCUUUUUUGAUGACUUAAAACUGAGCGAUGACCAGGUGGCAGAUUCGACUUUGGCAGCAAAGAUGAACGCGUACUGCGCCGGCUAUACUGAUUUUUCGGAACUGGAAGAGCUGAAGAAACAGCAUGGAUUGUCUGAGAGUUUAGUGGAGACGGUGAAGAAGUUCGCUUCUUCAGGAGGUGACCCAAGAGCUUGCCAUUAA